This is a messenger RNA of Megalobrama amblycephala (Wuchang bream), 985 nucleotides long. RefSeq names its product neuritin 1-like a (gene nrn1la). Gene Ontology annotation, biological process: neuron projection extension; nervous system development. The record is from RefSeq and is a predicted model, not a curated record. Lineage: Eukaryota; Metazoa; Chordata; Actinopteri; Cypriniformes; Xenocyprididae. The coding region runs from base 186 to 671 and encodes 161 amino acids. The transcript has 3 exons. Gene Ontology annotation, cellular component: plasma membrane.
GUACUUGAAACAAACCUCCGUUGAGCAGCCGUGUUCCCGCAGCCUCCUCCCCUUUACUACAAGAUACGCGCGCUAGUGAAUCAUUCAUCACUCCAGCGCAAUGCGAGCUGAUGCUCAGAGUUUCUAUUAAAUGAACACAUCUGACUGAACUACCUUCAGUUUCUGUGCGCUGGGAUCUGUUCAGGAUGACACCUCUCCUCUGCAACGCCUGUCUCAUCUUGCCUGUUGCUUUACAUCUGCUGCUUGUUCCCAGUCCAUGUUCUGCUGCAGCCACAAAGAAGUGCAGCUCCAUCUAUAAAGGGUUUGCCCAGUGUCUGCUUGCCCUGGGAGACAGUCUCUCUGUCAGUGCCCAAAAAGAUGAGGAUACACAGGAGAUCGACUCUAUUUGCAAAUCCUGGGAUGAUUUUCAUGACUGUGCAAAUGUGGCCAUGGCCGGCUGCCCUGAGGAGGCUGCUACGGUGUGGGAGUCUCUGAGACAAGAGUCCAAAAAGAUGCAGUUUUCUGGAAACCUGUAUGAGAUGUGCUCCAGUCGUAGCCAAUCAGCAGCUGCCUCUGAUUCCCAAAGCCCCGAUGAGACCAAUCAGGAGUCGUUAAAGGGACGCGCUAGUCAUAAAAGUCUGACCUUUCUGACCUUCUGUUUGCCUGUGCUACUACUGUUUCCAUGGAUAUAAUCACAUCUCAAGACUCACCUCAGAGUUCAAAUAUUCAGCACAUAUAGACAACGAUACUGACUGCUUUUGUUCUGACAUUUUCAUACAGAUCUCGUGUAGUACUAUAAGAUUCAUUUUAUGCUUCAAAUGAAGCUGUUCAAAACAAAAAGAAUGUCGUUUCCACACAAAGGACACGUUUUCAGGUCCAAAACGCUUACUUUUGUUAUUUAUUUAUUUAUUGUUUAAUUAUGACCAAAAAAAAAUCUUAAAAUCUUAAAGGGUUAGUUCACCCAAAAAUGGAAUUUCUGUCAUUAAUUACUCACCCUCAUGUCAUC